Emys orbicularis (European pond turtle) is the source of this 696-nucleotide messenger RNA. RefSeq names its product homeobox A6 (gene HOXA6). Lineage: Eukaryota; Metazoa; Chordata; Testudines; Emydidae. The coding region runs from base 1 to 696 and encodes 231 amino acids. The transcript has 2 exons. Gene Ontology annotation, molecular function: RNA polymerase II cis-regulatory region sequence-specific DNA binding; DNA-binding transcription factor activity, RNA polymerase II-specific. Gene Ontology annotation, cellular component: nucleus. The record is from RefSeq and is a predicted model, not a curated record. Gene Ontology annotation, biological process: regulation of transcription by RNA polymerase II; anterior/posterior pattern specification.
AUGAGUUCCUAUUUUGUGAAUCCCACUUUCCCUGGGAGCCUGCCUAAUGGCCAGGACUCUUUCCUCGGGCAAAUCCCCCUUUAUCCAGCUGGCUAUGAUGCUCUGAGGCAUUUCCCAGCAUCUUAUGGGGCAACAAGCCUGCAGGACAAGACCUACACCUCACCUUGUUUUUACCAACAGUCCAACACGGUCAUUACUUGCAAUCGGGCAUCCUAUGAGUAUGGAGCCUCGUGUUUUUAUUCUGACAAGGACAUAAGUAGCGCCUCUCCCUCCGGCAGUGGCAAGCAGAGGGGACACGGGGACUAUCUGCACUUUUCUCCUGAUCAACCAUACAAAUCCGACAGUGUGCAAAGCAAAAUUUUAAAUGAGGAAGGCAGCGACCGGAAGUACACGAGCCCUGUUUAUCCCUGGAUGCAGCGGAUGAACUCCUGCGCUGGUACAGUGUAUGGAACACAUGGGAGACGGGGGAGGCAAACUUACACCAGAUACCAAACGCUAGAGUUAGAAAAGGAAUUUCAUUUUAACAGAUACUUAACCAGAAGACGACGGAUUGAGAUUGCAAACGCUCUCUGCCUUACUGAACGACAAAUUAAAAUAUGGUUUCAAAACAGGCGAAUGAAAUGGAAAAAGGAAAACAAACUCAUACAUUCCACAGAGCCCAGCGGCGAAGAAACAGAGGAAAAGUCAGGGGAGUAG